This is a messenger RNA of Centruroides sculpturatus (bark scorpion), 2817 nucleotides long. Its product is annotated as unc-112-related protein-like. The transcript has 12 exons. Gene Ontology annotation, cellular component: cell-substrate junction. Lineage: Eukaryota; Metazoa; Arthropoda; Arachnida; Scorpiones; Buthidae. The record is from RefSeq and is a predicted model, not a curated record. Gene Ontology annotation, molecular function: integrin binding. Gene Ontology annotation, biological process: integrin-mediated signaling pathway; cell-matrix adhesion. Bases 35 to 2098 code for a protein of 687 amino acids.
UAAUGUAUUAACUUUUGAUUAACAGAAAAUCAAAAUGAUUGCCGAUGGUUAUUUGGUUGGGGAUGGUUCGUGGGAACUGAGAGUCUACGUCACUGAUCUUCAAGUAGAAAGGAAUUUGAGAGUCAAAGGAGAUCUUCACAUUGGAGGUGUUAUGUUAAAGUUAGUUGAAGACCUUGAUGUUGCCAUCGACUGGUCUGAUCAUGCCCUCUGGUGGCCAGAGAAAAACACAUGGUUGACGCACACCAGGUCAACUCUGGACCAGUGUGGUGUCCAGGCAGAUGCAGUUCUUCAUUUCACUCCUAUGCAUAAAACUUUAAGAGUACAAUUGCCAGAUUUACAGUAUUUUGAUUUAAAAGUAGAUUUCUCAGUUAAAACCUUCGCAUCAGUGGUUAAUCUAUGCAAAGAAUUAGGACUCCGACAUCCAGAAGAAUUAUCAUUCUGUCGUCCUCUGAUGCCUGAACAUUUGAAGAGAAACUAUAGGUAUGUUGGGUGCAGUCCCCGUCAACGAAUACAAGAGUCGAAUUCUCCAAGGAACCCAAAUUUGACACUUAAUCAAAGUAAUUUAUCUGACUCUAUAAAUCCAGAUGGUAUCAUACCUCCAGUGUCACCUUUAAAUACGUCUCAAUGGAACAAUACUACAAGGAGUUACUCUCCUAGUACAGCAAUGUUCAAUGGUUCUUCAUUGAUGUCAAGUUUUUCUUUGAAUGGUAGUAACAGUUCAUUGGAGACUCCUUUGGCCAACAGUCCACGCACUCCGACUGAUGAAGCCAAACAGAAGCUUCUUCGUCCAAAAACAUUGAUAGAAAGAGCUCGUCUGAAUUCUGGAUGGCUGGAUUCUUCUUUGUCAUUGAUGGAACAGGAUGUUAGAGAAUUUGACACAUUAUUGUUACGUUAUAAAUUCUAUAAUUUCUUUGAUCUCAAUCCAAAGUAUGAUUCAGUCCGAAUAAAUCAAAUUUAUGAACAAGCAAAAUGGGCCAUAAUGACUGAAGAAAUUGAUUGUACUGAAGAAGAAAUGAUGCUUUUUGGAGCCCUUCAAUUCCAAGUUAAUCUACAAGCCAAUGUUCCACAACCAGACAGUUUUCAGAGUGACGAAGAUGAUAUAGACUCUGCCCUGACAGACUUACAAGUGUCCUUAGAAGGAACUUCAAUUAACAACAGUUCUGGUGACAUCACACAUGUACCCGAGCUUGCAAAUUACUUGCGGUUCCUAAAACCAAAAAGGUUCACAUUCAAGGGUUUCAAACGACUUUAUUUCACUUUUAAAGAUACUCAUUUGUCCAUUUAUAAAAGGAAAGAUGAUUCCACUGGCCAGCCUUUAUUAGUUAUUAAUUUGAAAGGUUGUGAGUUGACACCAGAUGUGAAUAUUUCUCAAGGAAAAUAUGGAAUUAGACUAGAAGUGCCAAGUCAUGUUGGAAUGACUGAAUAUUGGAUACGUUGUGAUAUGGAGGAGCAGUAUGCAAAAUGGAUGGCUGCUUGUCGACUUGCAGCCAAGGGUAAAACAAUGGCAGAUAGUUCUUAUGAAGCAGAAGUAAAAUCAAUUUUGGAAUUUUUAAGCAUGCAGCACCCAGCACCUACUCCUGCCAUUAGUCCUUCACAAGUUGAUAUUAACCCAGAGGAUUUUGUUGCACCUCGCUUUUUAAGAAAAUUAAAAUCUCGUCAGAUUGUCCAAAGAAUUUUAGAAGCACAUGCAAAUGUCAAGGAUUUAAAUCUGAUAGAAGCAAAAUUAAAUUUCAUUAAAGCAUGGCAAGCUCUUCCUGAAUUUGGAAUUUCUCUGUUUGUUGUUAAAUUUGUUGGAAGUAAACGUGAGGAAUUGUUGGGAGUAGCCUUCAAUCGUCUCAUGCGUAUGGAAUUAAAUACUGGUGAUCAUAUUAAAACAUGGCGUUUCAAUACUAUGAAAGUCUGGAAUGUUAAUUGGGAAGUUAAACAGAUGAUGGUGCAAUUUGAAGAAGAAAAUGUGGCUUUCAGUUGUUUGAGUGCAGAUUGCAAAGUUGUACAUGAAUUUAUUGGUGGUUAUAUCUUCCUUUCUAUGAGAUCAAAAGAUCAAAACCAGUCCUUAAAUGAAGACCUUUUCCAUAAGCUAACAGGAGGAUGGAUCUGAAAUCAAACAUGACUUUUUCUUGCUAGAUCUGUAACAAAUUUUUCAAUUAAAAAGUGUUUAAUGACAUUUUAAAGUGUUACAAAUGUAACAUUGUUAAAGCAGCUGUUCGUCUUCCACUCGUACAGUUGAUCUAGAGUCCUAUUUAAUUAUAUCUACAGUUUUCCUUAUUAAAAUGCAUUUUUAUCUUAAAUGCAUGUUGUAACAUGUUGCUUAAUGUUAAAAAAUAUGUAGAUAUCUCAUUAAGCAACUUUAACAAUUUUAACAUAACUAAUAAGAAUAUGCAGUUGAUCUACAUUUAUCAUCAUCAAUUGUAAUUUUUUUAUUGCAAGUUGACAUUUUACAGUUUACUAGUAAUCUAUUGAAUUUACUUGUUCAAAGUGCAAAUUAGACAUAUUAAAAUGUUUUAUAAUUAAUUAUAGUAUAUAUGAAAAUUGUUAAAAACAGUGAUAUAUUGACUAUGCUACAAUUGUGUGCCUACAAAUAUAACGCUUUGCAAUUAUUUGAUUAAAUUUGGUGUAAAGCACUGAACCAUGAUGGGGGGUUUAAUUCCAAUACCCAGACAGACAGAGUAGAGGAAUAAAUUUCAAUUUUCUUUUGAGAGAAUAGUAUUAGAGGAUUGUUCUUUUUAUAUAUAUAUAUAUAUUUUACAAUUUAAUGUAAAAUGCAUUAUGUGCCUUACAGAGUAUAUUUCCAGGUAAUAAAAAAAAUUUAAAACUUAA